CCAACAGUGACGGCUGCUCCCAUCUACUUGCCGUACUAUGACGAGCGCGCGUGGUCGCUGGUUCGAGGGAGCAUCAUUUCAACGGAUCCCUCUGCUAGCAGGACAACGUUUACCAUUUUCUGCCCGACGCAAACUCCCCCCGCAUGCGACCUGUCUCUCGAAUUCCCCUUUGUCAUCGUGGAAGGGCCCGGUACGCUCGAGUUCCAUGGAACAGUGACUUCGACAUAUAUCGCUGAUGUGGAGUGCGACUUGAGCGGCACAACGGCCGCAACGUGUUCGGGUUACUCGAGCUACAGAUCCGGUUACACAAACGGACACCACACCGGGCCAACACAGGUUUCAUGGACGUCCACCUUUACUGGGUCGGAAGUGCAGUGGGGUACCUUGACGAUGGAUGAACCCCCA
Molecule: messenger RNA, 405 nt
Organism: Trichoderma virens Gv29-8
Lineage: Eukaryota; Fungi; Ascomycota; Sordariomycetes; Hypocreales; Hypocreaceae
Exons: 3
Source: RefSeq, a predicted model, not a curated record